Messenger RNA from Heterocephalus glaber (naked mole-rat), 9626 nucleotides. Lineage: Eukaryota; Metazoa; Chordata; Mammalia; Rodentia; Bathyergidae. The record is from RefSeq and is a predicted model, not a curated record.
GUUCACUCUCUUGUUUAAAUAAAGCUCGAUUAUUGAGAAAGCCGGGGGAGGAGCGCAACGGCGGAGCUCUGCGCCUGCGUGCUGGCGGCCCCAGUGCCCGGCGGGGACCGCGUCCGUAGUGGGCCGGGACCCAGAGGAGGCGGCGUCUGGGACGCCAGGGAGCUCACUGCCGGGCGCAUGGCUGCCUGAUGGAAUGUGAGGGGUGGCUGUGAAGGUGUGACGUUGGGUGCUGCAGAUCUGGUCACUAUGGUACGAGAACGAAAAUGCAUAUUGUGCCACAUUGCGUACAGCUCAAAAAAGGAGAUGGACGAACACAUGCGGAGCAUGUUGCAUCACAGGGAACUUGAGAACCUGAAGGGCAGGGACAGUAGCCACGAGUGUCGCGUGUGCGGAGUCACCAUAGUGGGUCUCUCUGCAUAUGCAAAACACAUUUCUGGCCAGUUGCACAAAGAUAAUGUUGAUGCUCAGGAAAGAGAAGAAGAUGGAAAGGGAGAAGAGGAGGAAGAAGAGUAUUUCGAUAAGGAACUUGUUCAGUUAAUAAAACAAAGGAAAGAACAAAGUCGACAAGAUAAAUCUUCCAGUAGCAGCCAAGAAAUAAACUCAGAUGGCAGACAACCCCAGUGGAGACGCGAAGACCGAAUCCCUUACCAAGACAGGGAUAAUUACAGUCAGCCAGCAAGGCAUCAUCGUGGACCUCCACAGUGGGAUUGGAAAUGGGAAAAAGACGGCUUUAAUAAUGCUAGGAAAAGUAGCUUUUCACAUUCUUUGAGGAAUGGUGGUGGACCAAGAGGAUGUGCUGGGUGGCGUAAUGGGGUUGCAAGGGGCUCCUCAACUUGGUUUCACAGCCAUAGUAAUUCUGGGGGAGCUUGGCAUCCAAAUAACGGGAUGGUAGAUUGGAAUUAUAAUGGUCCAGGAAGGAAUUCCAGUUGGCAUUCUGAAGGAACAGGUGGUUUUUCCAGUUGGCAUAUGAACAACAGUAACGGAAACUGGAAAUCCAAUGUGCGUAAUAUGAAUAGUUGGAAUUACAAUGGCCCCGGAGACAAAUUUCAACCAGGGAGAAACAGAAAUUCUAACUAUCAGGGAGAAGACAUGAAUAUGCCAUGGAACAAGAAAUCUAAUAUGUCAAGCAAAUACAAUCAAGAGAGAUAUAAUUGGCAGUGGCAAGAUAAUGAUAAAGUUGGUAUGGUUGCAGCAUACAGAAGUCCUUCUGAAGACUUUACCAGUGAUAGAUUUCCUUCAGAAGACUUACAUGACUUCAAUUUUGAGCAACCAGAAAGCCAGACUACUAAACAAAUAGAUAGUGCACCUACCAAAACUGGUGGAAAGAAUGGCAGUGUAGCAAGGGAAAAGCUCCAUCGAUGGACUCCGUACCCUUCCCAGAAGACUCUGGAUUCACAGUCGGGAUUGAAAGAAGUCACUGGUAAUAAUUCAGAAAUGACAGAUAAGCCUCUCUUUGACUUUAGCUUGAUAACUGCAGGAAUACGAGCACCUCUAACUGAUGAAGCUAAUAAUCCCCCAGCACUAAAAACACAAAAAGAAAUAGAUAAUGGAUCUCUUAAUCACAAAGCCCCUUCUGACUGCCCUGUUUCCUGUGAGGUGAUGAGAGAUUGUCCCAUUACAGAUAACCCUGAACAAGAACAUAACUCAAAUAAGUUGCUCUCAUUGAAAUCCCCACUUCCACUUCUGGCCACUAAGCCCAUUUCUCAAAAGCAAGACCCAAAGACUCCCUCAAAAAACACCAAAACAAAUUCUUUUCCUGCAGGAAACUCAAAUCCCUUGAAUGAACCCAUUUUAGAAGAUAACCAUGGUUCUUCCUCCCUGUCCAAAAUGCGUAGUUCAUGUUCUCGUAAAGGAAGUAAGACUGCCUCUGGCACUCAGAAAGAAUUGGAUGUUAACUUAAGUAGUACAAUACAAAAAGCCAAAGAAAUGCUACAGUGUCAUGAGUCAUUGAAAGAUCCACCUCAUAGCACUCCUAAAAGGACCAGGAUCUAUGCAAAAACAGGUAGGAAUGUACUGGAGUCUGAAAAAGGAUCUUUGAAGAUUGAGUUUCAAGUACAAGCAUUAGAAGAUGAAAGUGGUGGAGAAACAUCUGACACAGAAAAGCAUGGAACAAAACUCGGAACCCUAGGUUCUGCAACUACAGAAGUUUUACCCUGUAGCACUCAUACUGUCGGUGAGAAAGAAGAGGAUGACCAGAUCCUGAAAACAUCUAGAAAACUUGCCUUCACCUCAUGUAAUUCCAUGGUUCAUGAGAAAGAGUCUGAGUCACAGAUGCCAUCUGCAGCCAGUCCACAGUCUAGCUUAUUACUGGAUUUGAAAACUUCUCUAGAAGAUGGCCAGGGUGAUAACCCUGUUAAAUCUCUCAUAUCUUACGAAACAGAAGCCUUUGCGAAUACUACCUUGGAAGCAGAACUUCACAAAAGUGAUAACAGUCAGCCCUCUGGUUCUCUCCUGCCCGAACUAAGUAAGCUUGGCUUUCCUGCCUCACUCCAGAGAGAUCUAACCCGCCACAUUAGUUCAAAGACCAAAACUGGAGCACACCUUCCUGAGCCAAACCUCAAUAGUGCUCGCCGCAUUCGCAAUAUUAGUGGUCAUCGAAAGAGUGAAACAGAGAAGGAGUCUGGUCUCAAGCCAACCCUAAGACAGAUUCUGAAUGCAUCUCGGAGAAAUGUCAACUGGGAACAGGUCAUUCAGCAAGUAACCAGGAAAAAGCAAGAGCUGGGCAAAGGCUUACCCAGAUUUGGCAUAGAAAUGGUGCCUCUGGUUCAGAAUGAACAAGAAGUCUUGGGUUUAGGUGGGGAGCCUGGCCUGUCUGGUCCUGAAGGGUUCCAGUGGGAAGCUGUUUCCAUCGCCUCAGCCCCUGGGUUGGCCAGAAAGCGAAGCCUUUCUGAGAGCAGUGUGAUCACAGACAGGGCUCCUGUGUACAGCUUCUUCAGUGAAGAAGGUACUGGCCGAGAAAGUGAACCCCAGCAGAUUGUUUCACCUAGUAACUCCCUGAGUGCUGCACAGAGUCAGAAAGCAACCCUGUGCCUUAAACAGGAAGCAACACCUCUGGCUGCCUCCCUCAGAACAUGUGAAAGGGCUGAAAACUUUGCUAUCCGAAGGCGACAUAGUACACAGUUGCCAUCUGACCAUAUGAUACCUUUGAUGCAUUCUGCAAAAGAUAUGAACAGCCAGGAGUGCUCUACAUCACCACCCAAGACUCAAAAUGCCCAGGAGAGCACUGGAGAAGGGGGCUGUUUAUCAUCAAAUGCGUCCUCAGUCCUUGCAAUCUCCAGCUUGGCAGAUGCAGCUACAGAUAGUAGCUGUACCUCUGGUGCUGAACAAAAUGAUGGCCAGUGUAUUAGAAAGAAGCGAAGAGCCACUGGAGAUGGAUCUUCUCCUGAACUCCCAAGUCUUGAGAGAAAAAAUAAAAGAAGGAAAAUUAAAGGGAAGAAAGAACGAUCUCAGGUUGACCAGCUGCUGAAUAUCUCCUUAAGAGAGGAAGAACUGAGCAAAUCCCUGCAGUACAUGGAUAACAACCUUCUGCAAGCCCGGGCAGCCCUGCAGACUGCGUAUGUUGAAGUUCAGAAGCUACUCGUCCUCAAGCAGCAGAUAACUAUGGAGAUGAGUGCACUGAGGACCCAUCGGAUACAGAUUCUGCAAGGAUUGCAAGAAACCUAUGAACCUUCUGAGCGCCCAGACCAGGCUGCCUGUAACCUCACCCGGGAACAGAGGAGCAGCAGAUCUCAGACAUCUGCUGAUGCCACACUGCUGCCUGCUCCCUUUUUCCCAGCUUUUCUGGGGCCACCUCCUUCCCAUGGGUGUCCGUCACCCACUGGAGCUCCUCUACAAGUAACCAUGUCAGCUGCACUCCAGGCCCAUGGCAGUACCCCUGCCCCAGACUCAUCGGUGCAGGUUAAACAAGAGCCCAUGUCUCCUGAACAGCAUGAGAGUGUGGAUGCCAUGGCACAAGGCUCUGCUUACAGUGUGCCCAAGGACUUACUGCAAGCUAAUAGAGAGAUUGGUGGCAGUCAUCUAAUUAAUUCAGGCCUCAUGGCACCAGAAGGUUGCCAGGAGCCUAACCAAGAUCUGAAGUUUUCUGUGGAGCAAGGAAAUAGCAGAAGCAGAGAAAACUCUCCCUCUUCCCUGUCAACUGAUCUUCCUAGCAUAAAUAAAGAAGGGGAAGAACCAGCCCAAGGCAACAGUGAGUCUGAGGCCUGUAGCAGUUCGUUUUUAAGAUUAUCUUUCUCUUCAGAAACCCCUCUGGAGAAGGAACCUCCCUCUCCUGCUGAUGAGCCUGGGCUACAGGCAGAAUCUACUCUCAUGUCCCCUGAAACUAGGGGAAACAAGAAAAAGAAGAAGCUUCGUAAGAAAAAAACACUACGGGCUACACAUGUUCCUGAGAAUAGUGACACUGAGCAGGAUAUAUUUACUGCUAAACCUGUAAGGAAAGUAAAAAUAGGGAAGUUACCUAAAGGAGGAAAAGUGACCACCUCUACCUGGGAAGACAGCAGAACUAGUCGGGAACAAGAGAGUGUCCAGGAUGAGCCAGAGAGCGACUCAUCUCUGGAAGUCCUAGAAGUUCCUCAUCCUCAGUUAGAAGUAGUAGCCAUUGAUUCUUCUGAAUCUGGAGAAGAGAAACCAGACAGCCCCUCUAAAAAGGAUAUUUGGGGCUCUAUAGAACAAAACCCAGUAGAAACUUCUCGUUCUGGUUGUGAUGAAGUUAGCUCUACCAGUGAGAUUGUCACUCCCAGCAAGGAUGGCAUCCCUUUAAGUGUGGCAGAAACUCAGACUGUGAUCUGUUCCCUAAAAGGCUCCAAAAACUCCUCAGAAAUAUCUUCAGAGCCAGGAGAUGAUGAUGAACCCACAGAAGGAAGCUUUGAAGGGCACCAAGCUGCAGUGAAUGCAAUUCAGAUAUUUGGAAACUUACUAUAUACCUGUUCGGGAGAUAAAACUGUCCGAGUGUAUAACCUGGUGAGUCGGAAAUGUAUUGGCAUCUUUGAGGGCCAUACUUCCAAAGUGAACUGUCUCCUGGUCACUCAGACCUCUGAGAAGAAUGCUGUGCUCUACACAGGUUCCAGUGAUCACACCAUUCGCUGCUACAAUGUUAAGAGCAACAAACAACUCGAGACCUUUGAAUGCCAUGGGCCAAGGGCUGUCAGCUGUCUUGCCACAGCCCAAGAAGGUUCCCGAAAGCUGCUGGUCGUGGGAUCUUAUGACUGCACCAUUAGUGUGCGGGAUGCCCGGAACGGACUGCUCCUCCGAACUCUGGAGAGCCAUACCAAGACCAUUCUGUGCAUGAAGGUGGUGAAUGACCUCGUGUUCAGCGGCUCCAGUGACCAGUCCGUCCAUGCUCACAACAUUCACACUGGUGAGCUUGUGCGGAUCUAUAAAGGUCACAACCAUGCAGUGACCGUGGUGAACAUCCUAGGAAAAGUGAUGGUGACUGCUUGCCUGGAUAAAUUUGUUCGUGUCUAUGAAUUACAGUCUCAUGAUCGACUGCAAGUUUAUGGAGGACACAAAGACAUGAUUAUGUGUAUGACCAUCCACAAAAGCAUGAUUUACACUGGCUGUUAUGAUGGCAGUAUUCAGGCUGUGAGACUAAAUCUGAUGCAGAAUUACCGCUGUUGGUGGCAUGGUUGCUCUCUGAUAUUUGGUGUUGUAGAUCACUUGAAACAACACUUGCUGACUGACCAUACUAAUCCAAACUUUCAGACUCUGAAGUGUCGCUGGAAGAACUGUGAUGCUUUUUUCACAGCUAGGAAAGGAUCCAAGCAGGAUGCUGCAGGACACAUUGAACGACAUGCUGAAGAUGAGAGCAAAAUUCAUUCAUGAAGUUUUUUGCCUCCCAUGUUGGGAAGUCAUUAGUUGAACUAUUCUCAUAUCAGCCCCUCACACAGGCCACUGUCUUCCCUCCCCUCUGGGAAGUAGGGCAGGAGAAAGUGGUUACUGGCCAGGCUGACCACUAGCAUAUCUGGGCAGCUCUAUGGGAUGGUGGGGCACACCUCAAGAUCUUGCAGUAGUAUUUAAGCAGCCAAUUCAGGCAGCCUUUAAGGAACUAUACAGCAGACAUAGGGAGAUUUAUGUUCCCAGCAUUCUCCAAACGUUCACUAAAGAUCUGGAUCUUAAUUGGUUCCCCAGUUUGGCACUAGUCAUUUGUGUAUUUAAUUGAUUUGUUUUUUAUUUAAUUUAUGUUCUUAAUGAUGGCUUGAACCUGUAGUCAGGUUUUUAAGUACAAGUUUGUUCAAAUGCUAAAUUUGCAAGAUCAGUUUUAAUUUCUCUAGUUAUUAUAACUGGGUAUUUAAAUUGGAAGCAGAUCGUUUCCUUUUUUAACAAUUAUGUACAGUGUGUUUCACUGUUUCCUGCUUUGCCAGAGGACAGAGCUGGCUUUAAAUGCUAAAGGACAUAACAGAUUUUUGAUAAGCAGCUAGAGUGGCUGCUCAGCCCACUAUGUAUUUUAGGAAUUCAGAAAACGAGUCCCAGAGUGGUGAUUCCUAACCGACAGCAUUUCCUGGUGAGGAUCUCUGUUCAGUGUGAGGUGGUGCACAGCCCAUCUCCUGCCUUGCAGCUUUGCUGCUAGACCUGGGUGCUCGUGCUGCAGCAUUGCCUUUUGUCAGGCGGUUUGAACUGAGGUGCACCUUUAUGCCCCUGUCUGGGCUCUGGAAAGCCUCUUGUGGUUCUCAGCCUUUUGGUUGGCUCCACUGUCCACCCCGUCUCUCCCUCUGUCUGGCUGUGCCUAGACCAGGGCAGCCAUCAAGUGUCCUCCAGACUCACAGGGUGCUCUCCACCCAUCUGCAGCCCCCACGAUGAGAGAAUUAGAAUAAAGCAUUUGGAUACAGUUUUUAGGGCCUCCAGUAGGCUUCCUGGAGACUCAUUUCUGAAGCCAGUGUCUUUGCCUUCACUUCCCCACUAGCUGGAAGAGGAGAGUGGGAUAUGGUGGCGGGAAAGGCUCUGUCUGUCCAUUGUAAAUACCCAAGUCGACAAAACCUGAGGGCACUGCUGUGGUUUUGGAUUCUCUGGACUUAUUAGUGAAGCUAUACAAGUGUCACUUUCUAAGCUUUUUGUUUCUGGAGUCUCACAACUCAGAUUUCUUCGAGAUAAAGAAAGAUAAAGAUUUCUUCAGGUAAAGAAGAGCCCAUGCCACAUUCUCAGCUGCAUGGCGUGACACCUGCUGUUUUCUCAGGUUGCAGGGUAUCUGGGUUAUUCUUCCCUGCCCGUGCACACACCUGUGCUUGCCUUCCUUCAGGCUCUAGGGCAGUGACUUCCCCCUCGGGUUCCUAGACAGGCUGCAGGAGCCCUUCAAGCCCUGAAGGUAUACACAAGAUGAUGUUUGUUCUCUUUUCCAGAAAAGGCUCCAGUGGUUCUUACUGGAGCCAGAACUAAUUUAGGAGCUACCACUAGAUAAUGGCUGGCUGGCCUCAAAACUGUUAAUUCUGUCCUUGUGAGUGGGACACCUCUUUUGUUAACCACACUAUUUGGAUUUGUGGGUUGCUAAAGAGAGAACAGAGUUCGUGGAGAUAAAGUGUAAUCAUGCAGUUUCUGUUUGAGAUUAACUGUCUUUUCCCACCUCUCAUCCAUGUAUUCUGUAAGGGUGACCAGAGAAGUCACGCUGUUCUGUGGGGUUGGGAAUAGUGAUUUCCCAGGAAAGUCCUUUUGGAUUCAUUGCUAACCCUGGCAUUUUUCUCUGGGAUGCACUGACACUACAUUUCCACACACGCAGGGCAGUGUGUUCAGGGAGCCUGAGCCAGGGAGAGCGUGGUGCCUUUGUACAGCAGAAAAGGGGAAUGUGAGGUGUCAGUCGAGGGAACGUCUGUGAGUGUUAUAGGCUGAUGCAGUCAGUAAGAACUGAACUGUGAUUUGGGUUCCACUCGGUAGAAUCGUGUGCAUGUAUCUGCCUCUGUGUGCAUGUGUGAGGUCCUCUCUGUGUGUCUAUCCUUGUGGACACCUAUAUUUGAUAUCUUUAUCUCACAGAGUUAUCUUUGAAGCAGUGGCAGUGAUAUAUUCCUUCCAAGGACACGUGGAAUUCUUUUUAAUACCGGUUGUUCAAAAUGAACUGUUCUAGCCCUCUGUUGAGAAAUAAAGAAACCAUAAGUAUCUUGGAUGCUUAUGGCUGUGCUGCUCCCUUCAGUGGUGCUACUCUGGCUGCCAUUUAGUCCCUCGUGGUGUCACUACUGUCAUGCCCUCUCUUCCCUGCACAGAAGAGCUAUGGCUCGGGUAUCUGUGCUGACUGCUGUGUAGCAGCUUCAUGAAGGAAAGAAACUGUUCAGUGACUGACAAAAACUGGCACAAUGGAGGCCAUUUUUUAGAAUUUUUUGGUUUGUGCUUGUUUUAAUAUCUCAAAACCAAGAAAACCCUAAAAUCCUCUUGUGUGUGUGUGUGUGUGUGUGCUAGUGUUUUAUUGGCUUUUUGUUCUGGUAAAAUAGCAGUUCAAGUUUUACAAAAAAGUUUUUAAUUAGGUUCAAAAUAUAUUUUGGCGUACUCUUUCUUCUACUCAGCUAUAAGACAAAUACAGUGCACAGAAGAAGAGUAAAGAAUUAUCUCUACCUGCUGUUACUUGAGUUUGGGAGGGAGUCAUUUCUUACUACUCCUCUUGCUUUUGUGGGGAAAAGUUUUCUCCCUCAGAAGAGUUAGCGGUUGAAUGUUUAGCUCAUGCCCUACGUAUAAUUUAUAGACACAACAAUUGCUUCUUUUUUUUUUUUGGUACCGGGGAUCGAACUCAGGACCUUGCGCUUGGGAGGCAGGCGGCGGAACCACUGAGCUAAAUCCCCGGCCCACGACAAUUGCUUUUUAAGUAUUUGCCUAACAAAGGUUUUGUUUUAUCAGGUUUUUUUAAGGUAGAUUAUAGAGUAGACAACUGUAGUGAUAAGGUAGGUGGCUGAUUUGGUGGGAGUAGGUGUACACUUAGGAUGGCUGGUAUAUUUUAGGGAAUGGAAUUCAUUGGAGAGAAGGUUGAAGUGUAUUGUGAUGUGGAACUUGAAUAGCACAUAUUCUCUGGUUUGCUCUAAUAAGUUCAAUUUCCAUACACUGACAUAUACAUUUUGUUGUCACUUGAAAGAGAGCUCCUAGGAUUGUUAUGAAAGUCAUGCCUGUCACAUUUAUAAGAUUGCGGUUUCUUCCCUGCACUUAGUCUUUAGGACCCUCCAGGUUUAAAAGUAGUAGACAGACAGGAAAGAAGUUGCUGUGGAGGAGUUCCACAUGUGAGUGGAUUGCAAACCUCAUGUAAACCAAAACCCUGCUUAUCGACAGUAACCUCUGCCUUCACCUCCAGCCUCAGAUAUGCAGCCCUGCCUGGUCACAUGGUCACUGAAGUUUCCCAAAUUUGCUCUGAAUUCGAGGCGGUAGCCUAAAUAAAUUGGAGCCAGAGGGGGUCAGGAGGAAAAACUGUUGAAGAUCUUUCUUCCGUCAAAGAGAAAUGCAUACCCUAGAGCUGCUCCAACACCCUGGGUUUCUGAUUUUUUUAAACAUUGAAUAUGGUUAAGAAGAAGAAUGAAAUUAGAUGACACUUGACUAAAAAAAAUGUUUAUAAGCAAAUAGCCUAGCCUUCUUACAUUUUGGUAUAAAGUUGUGAACUUCAUAACUUUGUAAAGCAAGAUAUAAAGCAAAUACAAGAGGAAAAUAAAGUACUUUUACUAAUUGACUGUUUA